GCUAGUUAAUGCUAUCAAAGCGCACUUAUUUAUAUUGCUUUCGCCAUUCUAUCUAUGCAAUGGAGUUUUAUCAGAUUACAAAUUUUCACACCAUGUUAGCAAAAAGAGGUGGUUUCGGUGUAGCUCUUCUUCAAUGAAAGCCCCCGAUGGAAACCCUUCUGGAUCCAAUUUGCCUACUUGUGAUUAAACGGGGUAAGAGUUAAACAUAGAGAUGCAAUGUUGUACUAAAAAAAUCACAAAAUCCACAUUUCUUUGAUCACCCAUGGUAACAUAACAUGUAUUGUGGCACUAGACAGAGGAAAUCAUUUUGUGGAUAACUGUUAGGCUAAAUGCUGAGAUAUAUUCAUCAUCAUCUUUUUUAAUAAUCAUGUUAUUAAAAUAGAGUAUUUACUAGUUUUGCUAUUAAUUAAUCUCUAUCCAAGAAUUUGGUUUGUUACCUUCCGUAGAAUCUCUUCUUUCAACUGUAUUUUUUUUUUAUCUACAAAACAAUACUCGAAUUUAAGAUUUUAAUUAAAGAUAUCAAGUUUAACGCUCAUCCUCUGGUUGUAAGAAAAGAUGGAAAAUAGGAUGUGUGCAAGUGAAAAUUUCCGACAUGAUAAUAAGAAGAGUGAAUAGAGACAAAGUGAUGGAAAAUUUUUGAGUUAAGAGAAAAAGUGGGCCACAGUGUCUAUUGGGGAAGGAGCAAGCAAGCAAACGUUCACUGGUGUUGGAACUUGCGUUCCCUGGUAAACAAGUUUCUCCUAAAACACUUUGGUCUGCUACUAGUCCCCACACCCACAUGACUUUGGUUCUCUUUUCCACUAUACUAACUCAUGAUAAAUACCCCUCCAUUCUACCACAAAAUCCACACUUUCAAACCCUCCCUACUAGAAAAAAUUCAAACUUAGAAGAAGAAGGUUCAAGAGCAAAAUAAUGGCCAUCAAAAUAUCCAAUAAACUACCACAAGCUGUUGUUCUCAAGCAAAUUCUCAAAAGGUGCUCAAGUUUUGGAAAAAAGCAGAGCUACAAUGAAGAGGGUCUUCCAGAUGAUGUGCCAAAAGGCCAUUUUGCAGUCUAUGUUGGAGAGAACAGGACCAGAUAUAUUAUCCCAAUUUCAUGGCUUGCUCACCCUCAGUUUCAAAUUUUGCUCCAAAGAGCUGAGGAGGAGUUUGGCUUCAACCAUGACAUGGGACUCACCAUACCCUGUGAUGAAGUCGCUUUUGAGACCCUAACCUCAAUGAUGAGAUAAGAAAGGAGGGAUUAUCAUUAUUACCAUCAUGAAUCCCUUGGCUAGUGGUGAUUUAGAAGUAUGAAAGUCCCUUUGCCGAGUGGUGGUCAUGACUUGGUCACUACUAUUAACAUUUUACGUUUGGUAUUGUAAUUGUAUAUAGUAUAGAUAUAUAGAUUGAUGCCCAAGCAUAUUCCUUGGCAAUGUCAUUUGUAUCUUUAAUGAGUUAAAUGAAGCAACGUUAUUCAUGAGGGUAUUACCCCCGAUGAAUAUAUAUUUU
Messenger RNA from Cajanus cajan (pigeon pea), 1486 nucleotides. RefSeq names its product protein SMALL AUXIN UP-REGULATED RNA 16. The record is from RefSeq and is a predicted model, not a curated record. NCBI's taxonomy places the organism in Eukaryota, Viridiplantae, Streptophyta, Magnoliopsida, Fabales, Fabaceae. Gene Ontology annotation, biological process: response to auxin.